AUGGAUUUCGACCCUAUGAUGUUCGAGCGAGCCGGUAUUUCGGUUGGCGACACCGCCGAUCGACCGGCUUCCCACAGGAUUAUCGGUAUUAGUCUUGCAAUUGGUUCCGGGUUCUUUAUCGGAGUCUCUUUCGUCAUGAAGAAGUUCGGUCUUUUGCGCGCCAACGAGAAGUACAACGAGGUUGCUGGAGAGGGAUACGGAUACCUCAAGAACGCCUGGUGGUGGGGCGGAAUGACGCUCAUGAUUGUUGGAGAGAUCUGCAACGUCGUCGCCUACGCCUUUACGGAUGCCAUCAUCGUCACUUCGCUUGGAGCUUUGACAGUCGUAAUUGCUACCAUCUUGUCGGCUGUGUUCCUGAAAGAACGUCUGAGCUUGAUUGGAAAGGUGUCUUGUUUCCUGUGCAUUGUUGGAUCGAUUGUCAUUGUCAUGAAUGCGCCGCAUACGGGAUCUGUCAAGGACAUUCAGACCAUGCAGAGCUACGUUAUUCAUCCUCUGUUCCUGUCAUUCACAGGCGUGGUGAUCGUUGGCUCCACCAUCAUUGCUCUCUGGGCCGGUCCAAGAUGGGGCAACAAAAACAUGUUGGUAUACAUCUCAGUUUGCAGUUGGAUUGGAGGGUUGAGUGUUGUCUCCAUUCAGGGCCUGGGAGCUGCUGUUGUUGCAUGGGCUGGAGGCAAACCUCAAUACAAGGAGUGGUUUAUGUGGGUUCUGCUUGUCUUUGUGAUCAUCACCCUCCUUGUGGAGAUUGUCUAUCUCAACAAAGCUCUCAACAUCUACAAUGCUGCGAUGGUUACACCAACCUACUAUGUUUACUUCACGACCACGACCAUUGUCACCUCGGCGAUUCUUUUCAGGGGUUUCCAGGGCACACCGACCCAGAUCGUCACUUUCGUCCUUGGUUUUCUCACGAUUUGUUCUGGAGUUGUGCUGCUACAGCUUUCCAAGGCUGCCAAGGAUGUCCCUGAUGCAGCUAUUUUCAAUGGCGACCUUGAUCAAAUCCAGACGAUUGCUGAGCAGGAACAACCGGAAUCCGAACCCAAGGCUGACGCUAUCCGUGGCGCUGCAGCCAUUGUCCGACGCAUUUCCAGUGCUCGACUAAAGAUGGAAUCGCAAGAGCUGAAACGCCUCCACGAAGAAAAGAUGAUGGACCAGAUGCAGCCUAUCAACGAAAACGGACAGCCAAUGCAAGAAUUCGAAUGGGAUGGUUUGAGGCGCAGAAAGACUUUGAGAACAGGUACCGUCAGCUCUCGUAAUGCCCCUUCAUUCACUGUGUCGCCGCCUCCGUCAUCUGCUGGGUUCCCGGCGAGCCCUCACCCCCCGCUGGGUAUGUCACGUUUUCCAGAUCAUUACGACGAGCCAGAUCACCACGACGACAGUGAUAGAGGCAGCAUUUUCUCCUCAAUUGCAGGUACCAUCACGGGCCGCCACCGUGCGCGCACGCGCUCAACCCUCCCCACGUACGAGGAAGAAGUUCCAGCCACCAAGGAUCCGCAACUUACGAAACCCGUCCCGCUGGCCGAGAUAAACCCUGCACGACGAAAUUCAUAUAGUGAUGAUGAUGAUGAUGAUCAACGUUCCCCUCCUCGGAAGAUCCGCUUCAACCAGGAAACGUCCUAUGGUGGUGGCGGCCCCGGAUACGAUCGAGACGAAGGUGGCCCGAGCCUGCACCCUCCUUCGCCUCCCCCACAUACCAGCCAGCGCACCUUGUCUUUUAGGGGAGUCUUCCAUCGUUCUGACCAUAGUGAAGAGGAACGGCUUGGGUUAGUCAAAGGUGAUAGAAAUAGUAGGGCUCAAGCUGAUGAUAAUGAUGACGAUUCAGACCGCGACCGAAAUAAUGGUCGCGGAUAUGACUCUCCCGACGACGACGACAAGCGGCGCAGCCAAGGGAUGUUUCUCUAG
Molecule: messenger RNA, 1896 nt
Organism: Clonostachys solani
Lineage: Eukaryota; Fungi; Ascomycota; Sordariomycetes; Hypocreales; Bionectriaceae
Source: the annotation of a GenBank genome assembly